This is a messenger RNA of Mytilus californianus (California mussel), 6655 nucleotides long. Its product is annotated as centrosome-associated protein 350-like. The record is from RefSeq and is a predicted model, not a curated record. Bases 201 to 5228 code for a protein of 1675 amino acids. The transcript is spliced from 17 exons. NCBI's taxonomy places the organism in Eukaryota, Metazoa, Mollusca, Bivalvia, Mytilida, Mytilidae.
GAUUCAAUAAUAUUGACAAAAUCUCUCCAUUGACAUUCUGUACGUGUCAUCAAAAUACCUGGAAAUAUCGACACUAAGACAAAAUGUAUACAAUGAAAUAUACAACUUAGAUUAAUUGAAGGUGGAAAUGAAAUAAAUGGGAUGUAUAUUUCUGACCACCAAAAUCGAUUUUCCAAUUAAGGAUUGUUUCUGUGGAAUUAAUGCUUUCUCUCAUAAAAAUGGCGGAAGCAGUCUCAGGUUUAUCAGAGACGCACGAAGAAAAUGAAAUAACGACAUCAACUGAAAAUAAAAGUUCUGAAGAUCAACUUGUGUCAAACCAGGAGGACACUGAUUCACAAACGUGUCAACAAGACUUGACACAACAGUUGAAAGACACUGAACACGUGUCAACAGACAACGGUUCAUCAGUAGACCCUGAACCAGAAGUGUUAAUUGCAUUAGCUCAGAAUGGUAUUGGAAAAAUCAAAAAUACGGAGGAAAAUUUAGAUGAAAAAGACGGCGACGAAAUAGCAUCACAAGAAGCUGACACUUUUACCGACAUUUCCCCGGCGGAAUCGGAAAAUUUUGAAGAGAAAAACGAUGAUAUAGAUUCGGAUUUUAAGGAGAGUGAAAAAUUCGAGAUUGAAACGAGUGAAAAAUUUGAAAGUGAAACAAGUGAAAUUAUUUUCAGUGAAAAUUUAUUGAAUGAUAGUGAGAUAAGUGAAAAAAUUUCAGUUCAGGAAGAAUUAUUGCGUGAUAGUUUGAACUCAACACAAGAGGAGGUUGGUAUUUUCAUAACACAGGACCAUCGGGAAGAGGAGAAUCAACCAGAAGAAAUGCCAGAGAAGCGAGAGGAGGAGGUGGUGUCACCAUCUUUACAAAGGGCAAACCUCAGGUUUAGAUGGGCAAAAACAAUUCCGGUAUCUUCAAACGAGAUCAUAUUCUUUUCAUCACAUAAAAUGGAAGAACCAUUAAAGCUGACAUGGUCGGAGGGAGCGGAUUGUUUCUACUCCAAAGACUUGGAGGUCCCUACAGGGAUGUACAAAGGGACUCUUGUUAUUGAUGAGAAAUCCUACCCUAUAGAUGAGGUCACUGUAAAACAUUAUACAUUUGAAGCUGAUCUAUAUGUAAAAGAUGGUCACUAUCAAUAUUCUGCAUUCCAUGAGUUGGAUGUUAUUGAGGAUAAUUUCUCUGCUGGACGAGAGACAACCGUGGAAGAUGUCAAUACAUUCAGCGACCUUAAUAAAUCUAGUAAUGACCAAACAGGACUACAUUAUACAGGAAAAAUUGAGGACAUUAUACGGCAACAGAUGCAUUCAGUCAGCCCUGAACAAGAGUUCACGGUUAAAUCAGACCAUGGUUCUGGAAGACAUACACCAAUUGGAGAUGUUGGUUUUGAGACAUACCAAGAUGGAUUAAACAAUUCUUAUAGCAAACAUUUAAAUGCAUCUGUCGUGGAAGAUGAAAUUGAACAGAGUUUUAACCAAUCUCAGCAUUCCUCAAAACCACAUACCCCACAGCCUACAGUUGAAGAAAUAAUUGAAAAUACAUUAAGAGAAUCCAGAAGUCAGGAGCGUACAACUCCUCAGUCUGAUAGACUGGCUGACUUUUUCAGCAGCGAAGAUCAAAGAACUUCUACUGAUAAGAUUUUGAAUGGAGAUGGAUCAUUAGAAUUUGCUGAGCAUUACAAAUCCCCUUCUAGCUCUGCUAGGCAAACACCACAGAGAGACUACAUAGGGGAUGUCCUUGGAUAUGACCAGCCUAAAUCAACUGAAGGCUCUGUCCAUAGUUUUGAGCAAAGUAGAACUCCUGUUAGGUCUAUAGAAGGUUCUCUGCAUGGAUCAGCUAGGCAUACACCUUUAGAAGGUUCUCUGCAUGGUUCAGAUAGACGUACUCCGUUAGAAGGGUCCAUGCAUGGAUCAACCAGACACACACCUUUAGAAGGUUCUCUGCAUGGAUCAGAUAGACGUACACCUUUAGAUGGUUCUCUUCAUGGAUCAGAUAGACGUACCCCAUUAGAAGGUUCCGUACAUGAAUCACUGGGUAGACAUACACCUUUAGAUGAUUUAGUGCAAACUGUCUCUCCUGCUGGAAGCUUUCAUGGAUCAACUCACAGUUCUGCACGUCAGACUCCAUUGCAAACAGCUGUGCGACAAACUCCUUCUGAGUCUUUCAGAACAAGUCAGGAAAAUUUGUAUGGGUCACACAGCUCAUUAUCUGGUCAUGGUGGCUCUAGGCCACUGAGUUUGACAAGUGAACAAGAAUUAACACAAUACUUUGAGCAAAGCAGUAAAAGAUUUAGUGAACCUGUUUCAACAGGAUCAACUAAAACUCCAACCCCACAACAAUAUGCUUCAGGAAUACAAAAUAAUGGUAAUAGAGCUCACGGCACAUCUAGUUUACCCGUAAUAACUACACAGCAGAGACUUCAGGCAGAAAAACGUAGUAAGACACCAGAUAAUUAUAUCCGGGUUCCAGGUAACAUGACAUCUCCUGCUGCCGUAGCUAGACCAUCAUCAACAACUAGAGGCUCCACUCCCUCAUCCAGGGCCAGUAAUAGGACUAUAACACCAGGGGAUGAUGCAGAGAGACAACUUUCUAUGGACAGUGUUAUGCAGAAAAGGGUAGAGGAUUUAGAGGACACAGUCAGAAAUCUACGUAAAUUAUUAAGUGCUAGGGAACAAGAGGUCCAUGAAUUAACUGAUCAACUAAAUGAUAUUAGAGAUAUAAAUAGGUCUUUACAAGAUGAUCUGGAACACAGCAGAGAGAAACAGUCAAGUACACCCAAACCUGGAAGUAAUCAGGAGUUAGAAAAGCGAUAUGGACUGUUAUCCAAUGAGAAGGAGAUAUUAGCACAGGAAGUGGUCAAUCUACAUGAUCACAUCAAUGAUUUACAGCGACGAUUAGAGAGAGAUGGACGACCUGACGGGGAGACACAUCCUAGUAUUAGUAGUUAUGAUCCAAAUAAUCCAAACGCUCUACAAAGGAAAAUCGCUGACCUACAAAGUCAAGUUCAGGACUUACAGGAGGCCAAUGAGUCGGCUGUUUUGGAGGUGAAUAAUUCAGACAGGAAAAUAAAAGAACUUACAAAACAGAAUGAGAGUUUAAGGACAACACAAAAUGUUGGUCACCAAGAUUUACAUGCAGAAAAUAGAAUGCUUCAUGACAAGAUAUCCAAACUUUGGGAGCAAGGGUAUGGAGACAGUGAUCAUAAGGUCAGAGUUGAGAAUCAACAACUGAGAGACGACAAUCGUGCCAUCAGGGAAAGGAAUUAUAAAUUACAUGAAGAAAAUCUUAAACUGAAAGAGGAAAUUACAGAAAUCAGGAGAGUACUAGAGAGACAAAGUUCAGAUUCCAAGAUUUCUAGAAUCAGUGUUGGUAGUUUAGACAGGGAACAUAUGGACUCAAAAUAUUCAAGCAUUGAUAGAUCUAAACUACCAAGUUUAGGAAUAGAAAAAUCACCAACCACAAGUUUGACUCUUUUAAAUGGACAUGUUGAUCAUAGACCUGUUCAAGAAAAAGACGGUCAUCGCUAUAGUUACCGACAAAAUAAGGAAGAAAAAUUGUAUUCUGGACUAAGUGAAAGAGAAAGUGUGAAUAAGUACUCUACUCACACUGAUGAAUCUAAAUAUAGAACAAGUAUGGAAAAGUCAGAGCCGUAUCUACGAAAUAGUUACGUCAAUGAUGAUUUAAAGAGUUCUUAUGAUACAGAUGCACGAACAUUUAGAGAUGUAGAAAACAAAGAUGAAAGUCGAUUUAGAAGUAGCUUGGAAAGGGCAGAAGCAAAAUUGAGAAAUAGUUUAGAGAAAAAUUCAUAUUUAGACAAAAUUACAAGAUAUGAAACGAAAGGUACUGAUAGAUUAAAAACUGAUAAAAGUUUAGAUAGAAGUAGAACUCCUGAACGACCAAAGUCAGAAACUUAUCGGUCAAUGCCUGAUGGUAUUAGUGACAAAGAUGAAAGAUCACCUAGUCAGCGAUAUGAUUUGACCCCAAAUCGUCACCAUGACAACAGAAUUGAAAGAAAGACAGAAUAUGAAAAAAGGAGUGAUUAUGGCUUAGAAUCUAAAAGCCUGACCAGUAUAGAUAGGGAUUAUAAAACUCUGACAGCAUCUUACCCAGAACUGGCAAGAAUAGUACCUACCUCUGAUGCAGAAAAACGUAGAGAAAUGUCCCGAUCAGAGGUUGACCUUCGUCCUAAACGAGGGCGUUCCAGAUCACCAAAUCGGCACAAUUGUACAGCAAGAUCUGCCAGCCCUAAACGAGGGUUGCCAAAGCCUUCUGGCUUUCGCUUUAGGAAUAUCACAAAACAUCGCAUGCCACAUCAAAUGUAUAAAUGGGACGGUAGGUUUGCAUGCGCUCAAUGUGGAAGCCAUUUACUAAAGCAUUUACUAGGACUUAACAGAACGGAAGGUUAUUUAAGGGACGAAGAUAUGUCCAGAUAUACUUGCACACGACCUAGAGUCGACACUCGUGUGUCGUAUUCAACACAAGAUUAUUACAACAGGGAUUAUGAUGCAUAUAAUAGUUAUGACAAAAAAUACACAUCUUAUCAGAGUGACGGGAAUGAAAGCGACACUGCCACGGACAUACUUGUCUCAGCCCAACCAUAUGAACAGAGAAUUUCACCUGUAUCACCUGUAGAGUCACCCGAUCAUAAAGCUCAUUCCAAAUAUCAUCGCCGUAGUUAUAGUCAGAGACGGGACUCUUUAGGGUCUGACUGCUCAUCGAUAGAAGACGUGGAAGAAUCAUACAGUAAACAACGACUACACAACAGAUCUAAGUCAGCUGAUGGAAGAGAGCUUUUAAGACGUACAGAACCAAUGGGAAGCUCUGGGAGAUCACCUACUCCCAACAGAACAGACAGAUAUGGAUUAACGACAGGAGAUCCUGGUUUCCGUAGUAUCACGCCAAAUGUUUUACCUACACAGCAUAACAGAUCAUUAGAUAGAGGAUCUUUAACAAAUAUAACAUCAGGUUUGAGACCGUUUGCACCAAGAACACCAGGAGAUAUUAACAUUGAAGAUGUUGUUAAAUUCUCUCGACAAGGUGGAAAACUUAGCCAAGGGAAAAUCAAAUUCGUUGGACAUCUUCCGGGCAGAAGUGAUAUUUACUUAGGGGUAGAGCUUGAUAAGGAAGAUGGUAAACAUGACGGCACAUUCGAAGGAGUGAGGUAUUACAAAUGCAAACCAAACAAAGGAGUGUUUGUAGCAUUCAACAAAGUGGUGAUGGCAUGGGCUCCAAACUUAUGAAGAUAGUUGUUAAAUAUAUCGUUAUGUUAAAUGCAUAGAAUUUUCUACUUUUGAACUCAGAUCUGUAUGUAAAUGUCAGUACAUUGCCAUAGUAACACAAUUUGUUUACUUCUGAAGCAAAAUUUGUAAAACUUUAACUGAAGUCUUAAUAUUUUUUCAAGAAUUUCAAGCAUGGGCCUUAGAAUGUAGGUAGGCAAUAUAAAAGAUUGUGUAGAGUUUUUACAUACAGCUGUUUGGUGCUGUAAAACACACAUUGUGAUAUUGUUAUUGUUUCUUUCAUAUAGUUUAAUAACAAUGUUAAAUUGUAACAUUAUCUAAAAAAUAAAUUACAUGCAUGGUUUUUUGCAGAGGAAAGAGUUUAAUGUUGAAUGUUAAGAAGAUUAUAGUCAGUAUAUUCCUGUUUGAAUUUUGGCACAAAACUUUUAAUGCUUUUAAUCAAGAUGUUCUGAAAUUUAGAUAAAACUCCUUCAGAACUUUAUUUUUGAAGUAAAAGUUUUACAAAACCAUCGGAUGAAAUUUGAAAUGUUAACAGACAUACAGUACAAAAAUAUUGAGAAUGCUUAUUUUCAUUUUCCUUUGAAUUGAAUACCUAAAUUAGAUAUUUGUAAGAGCUUGCAUUGAAACAGUUGUGACAACUGAAAUUUAUAUGGUUAUAUAUCUCAGUGAAUGGGGUAUUUAUUAAAGGUUCUGUAUUUUCUGUCUAGUGCUAUCAACAUGAAAGUAUGAGGUAUGAUUUAAAAUAGAUACUUUGUAUAUUUCAAUUGUGGAAUUCUGUUUUUUUCAUACAAAUUAAUUAAAGCUGUGUGUGCCACAGAUAAUAUUUAAUGAAAAUCCUUUUUUUAGACCAGAAAGUCAUGUUUACUGCACAGAAAAUUCAACUACAAUUGGUUGACAGGAACUAAAUAAGUGUACGAGUUUUUAUAUUUUCAUGGUUAUACAAACUAUAAAUAAACUAUUUUACUUUAAUGAAUGUAUUUGUCAGAUUGAAGAAAAGAAGGCUCAAUUCUGUGAUAUUUGUUUGAUUAGUGAUAUUUAGUUAACAAAAAAUUGUAUGAUACAGAUAUGUUGAUUACAAAUAUAUUUUACAAAAAAGAAUUUUAAGCUGGAACCGGGGAAAAAUAAAUUAUGUCUGAAAAUGGAGAUAACUCAUAGUAUUUUAAUUGCACAACAAGGUUAAAAUUAUUUUCCUUUGUGAGCAAGUACAUGCUGGUUUUCAAUAUGACCUAGAGACAUGUAUAUAUAUAUGGUUUAAAUGAUUAUUUAUUGAUGUCUGGACAUUUUACAAACAGUGAUUUAUUAGUGUGAUAUUUUAACAGGUCCAAGAUAUGUUUUGAUAUCUUUUAUUUUUACAAUAAUCCGUCCACUUGAAAGCUUUUGCUUUUUGUAGUCAUUUACUGUUAAUAGUAAAUAAAGAUAGAGAAUAUACA